Thalassophryne amazonica is the source of this 1400-nucleotide messenger RNA. RefSeq names its product prostaglandin F receptor (FP) (gene ptgfr). NCBI's taxonomy places the organism in Eukaryota, Metazoa, Chordata, Actinopteri, Batrachoidiformes, Batrachoididae. The transcript has 3 exons. Gene Ontology annotation, molecular function: thromboxane receptor activity; prostaglandin F receptor activity. Gene Ontology annotation, cellular component: plasma membrane. Bases 268 to 1377 code for a protein of 369 amino acids. The record is from RefSeq and is a predicted model, not a curated record. Gene Ontology annotation, biological process: positive regulation of cytosolic calcium ion concentration; adenylate cyclase-activating G protein-coupled receptor signaling pathway; inflammatory response.
CUCAGGUGGGGUUUGUGUGUUCAGCUGCCUGACAGACUGAAGCUGUGCUGCUGUGCAUCUUGCACACUUGGUACAAGCAGAGUACAAACGACACAUCGCUUCCUCCGGAGCAAUACGGAGGAGCUUUGGGACUUUAAAUUUGCUGUCUGUAUGUCAAGAUGUCGUUUCAUUUUACUGAUAAAUGUUUCCAAAAUAAGAGACUGAGGAAGUUAUAGACGCAUGGCCAGUUUUAUGACAGAAGAUCAAAGGUGAGAUUUUAUUUCCACCAUGUCAACCAAUGGGAGCUCAGAAGCAGGCUUGAGGUCAGAGGUCAGACCCACCAACAACACCUACAGCCAGAAGGAACUGUCCAUUACAGCCUCUGUCGUCUCCAUGACUGUGGGAAUCUUCUCCAACAGCCUCGCCCUCUUCAUCCUGGUCAAAUCCUACAACCGCAUCCGGAUCAAGUCCAAGGCAACUUUCCUGCUGUUUGCCAGCGGCCUAGUUCUUACCGACUUGCUGGGCCACCUCAUCAUCGGCUCCCUGGUGCUUUUUGUCUACAGCUCUCACAAGAAAUGGGAGACCUUUGACCCCCACCAUAUCAUGUGCAGCCUUUUUGGCGGGUGCAUGGUGUUCUUUGGCUUAAGCCCCCUGUUCCUUGGCAGUGCUAUGGCAGUGGAGCGCUGCAUUGGCGUCACCAAGCCCCUCUUCCACUCUACAGCGGUGGUGUCACGCCACAUGAAGAGGCUGCUGGCUCUCACCUGGCUGCUUGCCGCCCUAGUUGCUGUAUUGCCAGUGUUGCUGUGGAAGCCCUACGAGGUUCAGCGCUCCGGGAGCUGGUGCUUCUUCCACAUGGAGGAACCCAAAGACUGGUUAGACGUGCUAUUCCCUCUGCUGUUCUCUAUGCUUGGGUUGAUGGCAUUGCUGCUCUCCAUUGUGUGCAACACUCUGACAAGCUGCACUUUGCUGCAAUCCCGACUGCGGCGCAAGUAUCAUUGCCGAGGUACAUCUUACUCUUACCAUGUGGAGAUGGUCUGCCAGCUCCUGACCAUAAUGUUAGUGUCCUGCGUGUGCUGGGGCCCAUUACUGAUUCACAUCAUCAUGCAGAGCAUCCAAACCGAGAGUGAACCUACAUCCUUCAGUCUUCUGCUGGUGGUGCGCAUGGCCACGUGGAACCAGAUCCUGGAUCCCUGGGUCUAUAUUCUCCUGAGGAGGUCUGUACUGGGGAAAAUCUACAGCUUGUUUCACAGCUCCUGGAACCCAGAAUCACAAGACCAACAUGUCUGGAAGCGCAGUGUGCUCGGUAGCUCAAUGGAGACCAACAACCCUGCUGAUGGCACAUCUAACAGCCGGUGCCUUAGUAGAUUACCAGAAACUGCGAUCAGUACCAUCACCUGAACCUUGGUCCAAGUGUUUCUCUC